This is a messenger RNA of Podarcis lilfordi (Lilford's wall lizard), 3291 nucleotides long. NCBI's taxonomy places the organism in Eukaryota, Metazoa, Chordata, Lepidosauria, Squamata, Lacertidae. The record is from the annotation of a GenBank genome assembly.
AUGGAGAAGAAAAGUUCACCCAAGUCCCCUCCCAAGUCCCCUGCCGAGACCCCAGCUGAAUCGCUGGAUGAGCCUUCUCUUCCCCAGCCUGAUCCAGAGUCCACUGAGUGCCCAGCUUCAGUUUCCAGCACUGCUGUUGAAAGCAGUGCUGUCUUGGGCCAGGAAGAGCCGAGGUCCCAGCACCCUUAUCCACAACUGUUUGGAUGGGGCGCCUCCUCCUCCUCUGGCAGAGCUCCAUUGCCGGCCCCUGAGCUGAGCACCGCAGAUGUGAUCAAGCCCUUACUUUUCUGCCAGCCUAUGGCCCAUGUAUACCCACGGGUCCGAGGGCAUGCCAUACGACCUUCCAGGUGCUUCACUGGAAGUGUUUCCCUCCCGGGCCAAGAAAAGCCGGCUCUUAGGCUGGGCUCAUCACGCCGCCGUGGCAUCAGCCGAAGUGUUUCCUUUAUGAUUGAUGAAAGUCCAGCUCCCAGGGAGAGCUCCACAUGCCGUGGCAAUGGCCAAAGUGCUUCCCCCCCAGGGCGAGAAAAUCCAUCUCUGGAUGAGGUUUCUUCUACCAAGGGAAUGGGUCGCAAGCGUGCAGCGGCAUUCUCUAGCCUGAAGUCUGGGAGUAAGAAAAGUGUGUCCAGCUUUGAGGGCAUCUCCUUUGAGAGUGCUCUCCAGGGGACCCAGGCUGUUUCCUCUACCUUUAAGUCUCCAGAGGGGUCUGUCCCAGCUCCGAGCACAGCUGAUGUGGCUAAAGGCGGCCAGGGGCAAGGCCAGGUAAGUCCAGAUUGAGAGGUAGGGAAAGAGCUUUGAGGCAGUAAUGCCCACCUUGAGCCUCUCCAGCUGGUUUGGACAACUGCCCCCAUCCCUGACCCCUGACUGUGCCAUCAUGGUCUGAUGAGAGAUGGAGCCCUGGAACACCUGGAGGGCACCAGGCUGGGGAAGGAUGUCGUGAGGUGGAAGGCAAAAGGAAGGCAGGCAGCCAAUCCCAGGGUCCGUCCUUCUUCUCCUGCAUGCCACAUUUCCAGAAGGCAGCUUCUAGCUUAAUGGCUCACCUGAGUUGCCAUGCUUUAAACUGAGGAAGCCGCAGUGGCUCAACAGAACUCACAAGUUAGGAAGUCCUAUGUUAUAGUCCCCAUCCUAUUCGGUUUGUGGGGAGAAUAGUGCAGUUUCCCUGUGGGUUGGCAGCCUGCAGAGGGUGGCAUGUGGGCCCAGGGAAAUGGCUUUGUUGGGGGAGCCUCAGAACUCGUCAUCAGCAUGUUUGUUCCCCGUUGCACCAAAGUGGGAACUGUCUUGCAAUUCAGGCUUGUGGCACACAGGUAGAGAAGGGGAGCUGUUCAGAUGCCUGGGAGAAGAGAGCAGUGGGUGGCGGCAGCCAUUGCUACCCCUUCUAGAAAGGAGGCCUUUGCCAACAUAGGUGCAAUUCUGGUCCAGGUGGGAAGCGUGUUUAUCCAUCAUGCAUUUGGAGGAAUGCUGCUGCCAGCCAGUACGGGCUAUUAAGGAUAUUUUUACUUUGGCCUGUUUAUUUUGCUGUAUUUCAAUGUUUGCAUAUUUUCUGACAUUGUUGUAAAGUGCCUUGAGAUUCCCAUACAAUAGGUCGCAGGUAAAUACCCUAAAAACAAUAACUCCCCCCCCCCCGCAUCAUGUCACAAAGUCAAUUGACACAGAGCCUAAAUAAUGCCAAAGAGCUCUUCUACCUGGAAGUGCAACAUCAGCCCUUAAACACAACAGCAUGAUGUGCAGUUGUCACACGGCUAUGAGCCCAUUUCUCAUAGGCCAUUAAUGCAGGUCUGAAUAGUGCUUUUUUGGGAAUCCCCACCCCCCUGCAGAAAAAGAGCAUCUGCCCCUGAAAUCCUUCCACUUUAAAGUAUAUGAAUGACAGAUACCUAAAAAAUGUCUCCUCUGAUAUUUGGGUCAUGUGUCUCAUAGAAAAAACAUGCCAUGGUUUCUCGUGGACGAAAACCUGCCAUGAAAUUUGGCAAAGGAGCUACAGGAACAAGGAUCCCAGUUUCUGGCGGUGAGCUGACUUGGUUUUAGUUGGGGAGGGUGUACACUGUAGGGGAUUGGUCUGCUAAUUUCUAAUGGGUGCUUGUGCUAAUUAGGUUGGGGUGUGCAUCUUCUGGACCACAAAAUAUCUGACUGGUCUUAUAUUCUUUUCCUGCAAGGCUGCAGUUAGGUUAGUGAGUGGCAGGCUAUUGCCUCUCUGGUGUAUCAGCAGUACUGUAGAGUUAGGCGCCUAAACCUGGUCAGAUCGCAAAUCCUGAUAGUUGGGUCAGGAUGCAUAUGGAAUGGGUUGGGAAAAGAGGGAACUCAUUUAUAAACUCAAGAGCUGGUUAUAUGUUGGGAUAGGGGAGGAAGAGGGCUGGGUAGACUCUUACAGUUUGUGUAGCAGGCUGUGAGAGCUUUUGGCAUUUUCCUCAACAGCUGUUACACUGCAUGCUAGUAUGAAGGUGGAAACCAGCAACUUUCCAUUGUGUGGGGGGUGUUGACCACAAUACUUUCAUCAGGCUGUGGUCUGAAUGGAGAUACAUUGCAGCCUUAGGACUCAACUUGAUGCCUUUCCUAAAUUGGUGUUUGUGGUUUUUGCAGCUGGCAAUAAGAAGAAAGCAUUAGGUGAAGGAUCCCACCAGAGGUCAUCUCGGUCAGACAAAAAUAAGUGUACAAGGAAAGCAGUCUCAGCAGUGGUAGUGGAUCUUAACACUUCUCCUAGAAAGAUAGGAAAUAGGUGCUAGACUGAAGCUGUGUGCGUUUGGAAGAAGAACUAUGUUGACCAGCCAAAGGAAACUGUAACUGCCUCGUGAGGCAGCUCUUUGGCUGCAUGGCCUUGUGUGGGAUAGUUGAAUUUGAGAGACAGGGCUUCCCCAAGCAGAAUGCUGGCCAUCCAGAGCCACAGCAUAGAUGCUCUUUUCCUGAGUUAUAGCAGCUCUUUUGGCUGAGGUGUGGCAUGCAUGCUUGCCUAGAGAAUUCGGGGAUGGCCACUUCCAAUCUACCAUUUUUCUGCUGGAGAGGUGGCUUGUUCCAGCAGAGGAAGGCGGCACUCCACAGAAACACCCUCUGUCAUACAAGCAGUCCUCUACAAGGAGAUCCUUGGGCUGGGAGGGUGCUGGAAGUGACCAUAUUCCAGAUGAGGGGGAGCAUGAAGCCAGGCUCUAGGCUUUUGUUUCAUGUUGGAAUGGAGAUGUAAAAUCACUUCUUUUGUACUCAGGUCAGGACAACAGAUCCACAUCUGGGAGCUUGAUGGAGGGUGAAGGGAUCCGCUGUCGUCCAGGUCAAGCUGCACUUGCUGCUCAGGUAAGGCCAGAAGGGUAG